AAAUUGCUAUCUACAACGACUCAUGAAAACUAGCUUUUUUCUAAAAUAAUGUAACGUUAUAAUGGUACCUGUAUUAGAAACGUCCGGAUCAUUGAAAUCCGAUUCAAUUAUAUUUCGUAACAUCCACACUUAGUAAAACGAAAAAAUAAAUUAUGUAGUGGAGUAAUCAGCAACAUCUAAGGCGCGGCCCACGUCCAUCGAGUUGACCUGUCGAUCGGGUUCAAUCCGUGGAGAAGGAGAACUGGUUCGAGGGGAAUGCACUGUCCUCACUGAACCUGUUCCGGACGGGCAGUUAACGUGCAGCCGGAAAGUUCUGCGGCCUGAUGCGCUACUUGGCCAAUCGAAGAGUCGUCUGUCGAGUUGUUGAUCUGACGGCUACCGAUCUUCCCUUCCGGUCGCUAUUGCGAGGAAAUCGAAUUGGCUGCGCGGCCGAAAGCCCAAAGGUGGGGAGCAUUGUUGCUUGCGAGAUCGGCAGCAGGACUCUUCGCUCUUGAAAAUUAGCAGAGAUCGUUCUCCGCUCGAAAUUCUUACGCCACCUGCAUUUGCUUUGUUGAGAUCAAGAUGUUUCUUGGAGGACUCCCACGCCGACCUGACAAAGCAGUGGCUUACAGCCAGCUCAAGCAGCACCUCACCAUUCUUGGUGUCUGGAUUGCUGCCAUCCGCGCAGCUCCCUUUGUGUUGCAUAUUCUCACCAAGGAAUCGGGGAGCAUGGACCUCAGCCUGGAUGACUAAAAGAUGAUGAGGCGCCGGAGCAGUCACAACAGCGUCGAUCGUCCGGCUUGGUCGACAUCAAAUAAUCGAAAUGAGUGGACUCUAUUAGGUUAUUCCCCUAUGUCUCAACUAUGAUCUCUCCGUAUCGAAUGGGAUCGGUGUCGUGUCGUUCGACAUGGUCGGGCUGAUAGGCGUCUGAAAGCGGAUGCAUUUUAUUUCGUUUUCUUCCACCCUAGAGCAGUAGUAUUACGGUAAUUUUGUAGUUUUCACAUUUUCAAUUGAUACUACCCAGUCAGUCUUCACACUUCAGGAUCAUUUUGUCGAAACCUCAAUGACAGUGUAGGUCUUUCUCCAUGCAAUUGUUCUCGGUUUGGUCAAGAUGCAGAGAUAGGUCUAGCCGAAAUGGUCGAUAGCACUGUUUCGGUUAUGUACUUUGAUUGCCCACAUCUUGACGAGCAUGUGUAUGAGCUAUCGGCUAGAAAUUCAAUUGUGUUAUUCUGCAUCUGAAUCACCAGAAGCUCUUUGCAUGCAUACAAUUUAACGCCCUCUAUUUUGUGUCCAGAAGCUUCAGGGACUAUGUCUGUCUAUGUACUGAGCUGAACGUGACAGUGUCGUAUAGACUUGUUACUUAUCGGACAAGGUGUUGACGUUUAAUAGAAAUAUCAUGGGUUUAAACGUGUUCUUUA
Molecule: messenger RNA, 1397 nt
Organism: Marchantia polymorpha subsp. ruderalis
Lineage: Eukaryota; Viridiplantae; Streptophyta; Marchantiopsida; Marchantiales; Marchantiaceae
Source: the annotation of a GenBank genome assembly